Ornithorhynchus anatinus (platypus) is the source of this 560-nucleotide messenger RNA. RefSeq names its product ribosomal protein S20 (gene RPS20). Gene Ontology annotation, cellular component: ribosome; cytosolic small ribosomal subunit. Lineage: Eukaryota; Metazoa; Chordata; Mammalia; Monotremata; Ornithorhynchidae. Gene Ontology annotation, molecular function: RNA binding; structural constituent of ribosome. The coding region runs from base 161 to 520 and encodes 119 amino acids. Gene Ontology annotation, biological process: translation. The transcript is spliced from 4 exons. The record is from RefSeq and is a predicted model, not a curated record.
GGGGCACCGAGGGAGGCGGCCGGCGGCCCCCCCGUAUAAAAAGGCGCUCCGGCGGCCCUUCCGCCUCUUUGGGGGAAAGGCCGUCGCCCGCGCUCCUCCUGGCUCACCGCUGUUCGCUCUCGCCGAGGAACAAGUCGGCCAGGAAGCCCCCACCGCAGCCAUGGCCUUUAAAGACACCGGCAAGACUCCCGUGGAGCCCGAGGUGGCCAUUCACCGCAUCCGAAUCACCCUCACCAGCAGAAACGUCAAGUCCCUCGAGAAAGUUUGUGCUGACUUGAUCAGAGGAGCUAAGGAAAAGAACCUAAAAGUGAAGGGACCAGUUCGCAUGCCAACUAAGACCCUGCGGAUCACUACUAGGAAAACUCCUUGUGGUGAAGGUUCUAAAACCUGGGAUCGUUUCCAGAUGCGAAUUCAUAAGCGUCUCAUUGACUUGCACAGUCCUUCUGAGAUUGUGAAGCAGAUCACUUCUAUCAGUAUUGAACCUGGUGUGGAAGUUGAAGUUACAAUUGCAGAUGCUUAAAUGGAUGCUGUCUGAAUAAAAAGUGAUUCUCAGCGGUGAA